Alternaria incomplexa is the source of this 594-nucleotide messenger RNA. RefSeq lists its product as uncharacterized. Lineage: Eukaryota; Fungi; Ascomycota; Dothideomycetes; Pleosporales; Pleosporaceae. Bases 1 to 594 code for a protein of 197 amino acids. The record is from RefSeq and is a predicted model, not a curated record. The transcript has 2 exons.
AUGAAAAACUCUCCUGUCUCCCCCUCCCUCCUCUUCGCAACGCCAGUCCGCUCCUCCACCAUGGCACCGAAGCGGAAACGUUUGUCAAGCGAAGAUGAAGACAUUGUAAAAAACGAUGACAAAGACGAACAAGUCCAUGAACAAAGACAUGUUGCCAAAGUCGCAAAAAGGGAGGCGAUACCAGACACCGCGUACGAUGCCGAUGACGAGGAUGAGUACAACACUGAAGAGAUAUCUCUGCCGAUCAUAAUACCCGAUCCCUACUUCUGGUAUAGGGAUGCGAUGGGGCUAAGCCAGUUCCAGGAAUACUGGUAUCCUGUAGUACCACCACAAGAAAAGCGAGAGAGCAAGGAAGAACUUUGGUAUGACAAAGCCUCUCCUUUUCUUCAGAAUUAUUGGGAUUCUGAGUAUCGGUUUCUUGCUGAGAGGCAAUGGAAGACGACUUAUGCAAUGCAUAAGACGGGUGAAGAGGAUGUGAAGAUUAGUGUUGGAAGACGGAAGAAGUAUAAGGCGGGAGAGGGCUGGGCAGUGGUAGAAAAGAACUUGAGUCUCGAAAUUAAGGAUAGAGGAUUGCCGGAUUUGGCAGAGGAAUAG